Molecule: messenger RNA, 4861 nt
Organism: Hemicordylus capensis (graceful crag lizard)
Lineage: Eukaryota; Metazoa; Chordata; Lepidosauria; Squamata; Cordylidae
Exons: 7
Coding region: 144-2537 (797 amino acids)
Source: RefSeq, a predicted model, not a curated record
GGGAGGAAGAGGGAAAGGGAGAGCAAAAGGAGGGCGGAGGAGGACCCGACUUGGGCGAGGGACGCAUUGGGAGCAGCUGCGCGCCUGCCUCGCCGCCUCCUCCCGUCUGCCCAACGCACCAGCCACGCAGCAAGCGGAGUAGGAUGGGCAGCGGCAGCAGGGCUCUCCCCUCGCCCCGCAGCAGAGCCGGCGGCUGGCUCCAUCUGUUGACAGCUGCGGCAGCCGCGCUCUGCUUCGGCGGGGCAGAAGGCAAGGUAUACUAUUCUUGUGGUGCGCAGCUCAGCUCCAUGGAAAGAGGUCUUAUUUUAUCACCUGGUUUCCCAAACAAUUACUCAUCAGGCAUGCACUGUGUUUGGCAGUUUUUUAUUCCUGCUAGAACGUACUUAAUGUUGGAAAUUUUUGACUUUGAUGUCUUUGAAAGCAUAAGUGGGAACCCAAAUGCUUGGGAUGAUUUUCUUCCUUUUCCGAAAAAUACAAAGAAGGCAAUCACUCCCACUGAGGAAAAGUCAGACUUUUCCACUGUCUCCCCUACCAAGGAUUCUUUGCUCCAAGAUUCUCCCUCAAAGGACUUUACUAGCCUUCAUGAUAGAUCUCCAGAAGCCACCACACAGAUACAGGAGUCCAAACAAUUAAAGUCAUCUGCAGAACCAAAAGAGUUAGCCAGUACUCAGCCUCAUGGGCUACCGUUAACAGGAUCAACCAAUGUCUCUUUGCUGAGACAAAAUACUGAUGGGCGAGAAGAGAACAAAGACCCAAAGGACAAAAUAUGGUUUGCUCACCUCACUGCUAGGGGAGGAGAUAAAACACUUGUAGAGGAGGUAGGUUUUGGAGAGAAUGUGACCUCUCCAAUGGUCUUCACAAUGGAUACUUCUUCCACCCAGCAGCCAUUAGCAGAUGUUUGUCCCCUUGAUGUUUUGUACGUCUCUGACCUCAUUGCCUUUUCUUCCCGCUUUUGCGGCACGAAUUCACCGCUGAACAAGAACAUGACUUUUGGGUCUUCUCUGAAGAUGGUAGAGGUAAUCGUAGAGCUGAUCACAAUGACGGACCGUGGGCGAGGUUUUGCUAUGCUCUUCGAGUACAAGAACGAUACGGACCUGAUGGACACGAAGGACUCAAAGGAGGGAAAGGAGAAUAUUAUGAUGCUGGUAAUCAUAACAGGGAUCCUGUUCUUUGCACUUGUUCUCUUGUCCACACUUUGUAUAACUUGCAGGCAGAAAUUGUGUCCCAAAAGGAGUUCUUUAGAUGCCCGCUGCGACCAAGAGAAUGGGAUCCAGAAUGCUGGCAUUGAUAUCAACGAACUCCGCUUGGUGAUGCCAAGUCAAGAGAAUGAAAACAACAACCACUCUGUUGGUGGGAAUGGAGCAGUCACUUCCUGUGAAGGCAGUAGAGGGUGCUCUCCUCCUCAGACAGACCCAGAUGCACCCUCUUCCAUGUCGGCAGUGACGACUGAGUCUGGGAGCGAUGAAGUGUUUAUCAUUUCAGCUGGCCCUGGAGGUGAUGGCUUGAAUUUUACCUCCUACCGAAUACAGGACAAAAGCCUAAAAAGAAGCAUCACCAGUCCAGGUUCGGUUUCUGAUUGGCUGACUACAGAUCACAUGGGUCCAGGCAUGGGCACUGCUGGCAAAGGGUCCACGCAGUCUGAGAGCCAUUACCCGAGGCAACGAACAUGGAGUGCACGUGCUUUUCAUGACUUGCUGACUCCGAUACCUCAGCUGCAGAAAAAAUGGUGCACUUGGACCACGAAUAGUCCUUUCACAAAGCUGGUGAACAACAGUGGCUUUCCAACAUCUGCAAGGAACCAGCCUGCAGCGUCUCGAAAAGUAACAUCUGCCACCGAAAUAGAGGUUGCCUCUGAGCUGGCUUACUCUGAGUCAUCUGCUAGCACUGCAUCCUACCCACUGACACAUUCAGCCCAAAAACAGCGAAAGCUGAGCAGCUCCAACUUGAAAAGAUCCCGGUUUGGAAAUCCUUACUUGGGCUUUCUAACAAGUUCCCCUGACAGCAGCCGUCCAAGGCUAACUGAUCACUCCAAGCAUUUGGGCAUCCGGUCUCCAGUCAACAGCCAAAGCCAGGGACUCAAAGACCCUCGGGAAAGCUCCAUCCAACUGGCAAGCAAUGCAGUCAAUGGCUCAAAAUCCAAGGAGCCAUCAUGGCCGGAGAUGGACAAGCCCAAACCCGUUUUUGUUAUUUCUGAAGAAGGGGAUGACAAACAGCCGUUGGUACUAGCAGAGCACGUUAAUCCGUGUGCAGAUACUUUAUCUGAGCCGAACAUUAUCCAUGAUCUAGAGAUCGCCAUGGUGGAAGAGCAACCAGUAGGCCUGCCUCUUAGAGAAGGCAGCCCGGCUGAGUCCCCCAACAUCAGGACAGACCAUGACCUUUGGGGGGAGUACUCCGGUUCAUACAGAGAUUCAUUGAAGGGCUGCAGUUCUUACAAGGAACAAAGUUACUCGCCUGUUACGGACACUGGCAACCCCAGCACUCAUCAACAUUUUGAUUCCCUAGCAUCUCGCACUUUGUGUCAAACCUCCGUUCAAUAACUCUUCCAAACACGGUAUCCAAGCUGACAGCAGAUGUUCACAUUUGUUGCAGUUGGAAGCAAUAAAGACAAUAAAUGUUCCUAUGUGAUGGAGCGGAAGCUGUACCGCACAUAAAAUGCGGAAGGUGUGUUGAGGCAGCCUUGUGGGCAUAGUGAUCAUGUGAAUGUGUGCUCUAUUGCAUUUCCACCUCUCCUGCUAAGUUGCAUCUAAUGACGGGCAAAAAUCGCAGUGCAUGGAGUUUUUGUAUUGGCUUACGGAGAUCUUAUAGAGAACACCCGCUUGGUUCAUCUGAAAAAGAAAUCAGGCUUUCUUAGAGAGGUGUUUGAAUAGGGAGGUACUGUCUGUUCCGAUGCCCUACCAGGAAACAAAUGAUCAGGUCUGUGUGAAAAAGGUCAUGCUGUUUUUGACACAAUAGUUUGCAACAUAACAACCAAAUUCUCUCCACGGGGAUAACUUGCACAAUCCCUUGCUGAAGUUUCAUUGUGGCUGCACAGAGGUUAGGAUGGCUAGAAUUCAGAGCUGUGUUGGACAGAAAAAUAAAGAGGUACAUGAUAGCCAUGUGAGCACAAAAUGUAGUUCAUGUUAUCCUUGUUUGAUUUUCACCGCAUUUAGGUGUAAGACUAAAUUCGACAAUUAGGAUUGCCAGUUUCUUUGGGGGAGGAGAUCUUUAGUUUUCUUAAGGACUCCGUUGGAAGGGGAUGGUUUCCCUUCCUCUGUUCUGCAGAGAUCUGUCUGUUUUCUCCUUCUUCCCCUGGGCCCUGGCACAGGGGAAUCUCUCACAUGUUAACAGUACCAUCUGGAAAGAAUUAUGGCUAACUUGAUAGUCUUGAUGCUUCAGAGAGAUGAAUGCAUACUUGGGGAAACCAUACCUAGUGGUUGGUCAUUGUUCAAAGAAUACCCAUUUCAAAGAACUAAAAUCUCACGAAACCUUGCUAAUCACCCUUGCGGGUGAUUCUCACAGGAGCACAAGCCUGUUUGCUGCAUCUGUCUAGGCUUUGCUGCAGCAUUAAAAACACUGUGACGUGUGGAGUGGAGAUGCCUGAAAUGUGGGGGCACCAGAAAUCCUGGUUAUCUGCAGCUUCCUGGCACACAUUUAUUUGCCAUGCCUUCAUAGUGUUCUGCUGCUGCAAAUACUGGCGUGUGGAAGACAGAUAGGAGUGCUGUCUCAGUUGUGAUAAUUACUUUUAACAGGGUUGGCUGGAAGGAUCAAAAUGAGCAUAUGCACACACACGCACACGUACACACAUUCUUGUGUGAAGGAAAUUAAAGUGCUAGAGACACUGUCUCUGUCUACCAGUAGUGUUGAAGCCUGCUUAUGAGCAUGCUUCUGGAGGUCAUGAUGUCGGAACCUGUCUACUACAUCUGGUUCCUGAGAUUCUCCUGACUUCUUUGCCUAAGAUCUGGAACCCGGGCGUAAAAUGUGGGAACCGGACUUGAGUGGGUUCAGAUGUCACGUCCGCUGAGAACAUGCGCUCUUGCAUCCCAACACAUCCUCAACAUUUCCUCCCAAACCCGCUGUCGGUCAUGUGAACUCACUCUGUGUGGCUUCCCUGCCCCUCACUGUGCUAUCUGUCCUAGUGACACUUUCUACACCCUUAAACUAGUUUGUAAAGAUUUUUUUUUUUUUUUUUGCUGGGGUCCCCAAGAACUGUGCUUUGCUGAAGAUGCUUGACAUGAGAGCUCUGUACCUCUUGAAAAUAGUGUUUUUUUGUUGAGAUCUCUAGCAUUCCUUGAGAGGGAAGCCAUGACAGAUCAUUUUUGUGCCUGUAGUGCCAAUUAUGUGCCAUUUGUAAAUUGCAUGCUGGGACAUUUUUCAGCAUAUACUGAAUAUUCUGUUCUUUCAACUUGCUGCUGUAUUGUGUGUUUGUUUUGAUACAAUACUCUUUAAGGCUGAUAAAUACUUAUUGCUUGUUCAGUCAUUUGCCUUUCAUUAUGAAGGAAUGCUUUUCUGUCAUCACCCAUCCUGACGACCCACGCACACUAAAUGGAGAAAAGUUUGUGGCCAGAAGCAGCUGCGUAAUUCUGAAGACAAAUGAAGAAUAUGCACUUUUAAGACUCAAAAAAAGGAAAGUCUGCUCACACUUACUACCUUCCAGUAUUUUAAUUGUUGCCCCAUUAUAAGUUGGUGAGAAAUGUUCAAAAGCACUUCACGUUUCACCGUCCUUCUUGAGCUGUGUGAUGGUGUCUGGUUCCCACAGUUGCUUGAGAUAUUUAAGCCUCUAACUAUCUGCUGAAAAACAGGUGUGUGUAGGAGUGGAUUCUUCAUGGAAAUCUCUCUCCCCUCCAUCAAUCAAAUAAAGUGAUUUUCAAUUUUUGCUAUGCAA